UCAGAGGCCAAAGAACAUCUAGGGAGACGGGAAAGAAAGUCUAGAUGCAUUCGACGGGAACCACAAUGCCAUGGCCCUAUUAUUGCAUUCGACAAUUACAAAUCAAAAGAAGAGAAGAAAAGUAAAAGCUAUCUCGUGCUCAAAAAGUUCUCUUGUCAGAAGAAAAGAUACAAUCCAUAGUCGAUGCGGGGGAGGCAGAAUGGGGGACGCCAUACAAUAUGAAGCCAGGAGACAUCAAACAUGAUGAAAGUAUUAGUUUCACUGUUUUAGGCUUCUCGGCUUUUGAGCUAGUGCUAUUUGGAACUGGGAGUGACUAGAAAAGAGCCAAGGGAUGGAGAAUUUUUUUAUUGAAGGGGCCAAAUGAAAGAUACAAGAAGAGGACAAGCACACCGAUGCCACCAGAAACAGACAUCUCUAGAAGGAGGAGGAUCUCAGCUCCAAAAUCCUCGGCCAUGGCUUCUAGUUGCAGCCUAAUAACCAUUUGGUGUUUUCUCCUCGCAUUUGUCUGUCCUGUUCCCUCGGCGGCGGUGCCGGCGGUCAACCGCACGCGGAAUCAGUGGAUUACGGCGCAUUUGAAGAGGGUCAAUAAGCCUGCUGUGAAGAUGAUUAAGAGUCCUGAUGGUGAUGUCAUAGACUGCGUUCCUUCUCAUCUCCAGCCGGCGUUUGAUCAUCCCAAGCUCAGAGGACAAAAGCCCCUGGAUCCUCCUGAGAGACCAAGAGGCUACAACAGGAGUAGUGCAGCAAAUGAUGUGAAACUGCAAGCAUGGACAAUCUCAGGGGAGUCAUGUCCUGAAGGCACAGUGCCGAUAAGGAGGACGACGCCGGGAGAUAUUCAGAGAGCCAGUUCACUCCGGCUAUUCGGAAGGAAGCCGGCGGGUGUACGACUGCGCCGGGACUCAACCAGCAGCGGCCAUGAGCAUGCUGUUAGCUACGCCAUGGGAGAUCAGUACUAUGGUGCAAAAGCUAGCCUCAGUGUCUGGGCACCGAGAGUGACGAUUGGUUCCGAGUUCAGCCUGUCGCAGAUCUGGGUCAUCUCUGGCUCGUUUGGCAAUGAUCUGAACACCAUUGAAGCUGGAUGGCAGGUAAGUCCUCAACUAUAUGGAGAUGGCAGACCCAGAUUUUUCACUUACUGGACUACCGAUGCAUAUCAGGAGACGGGCUGCUACAAUCUCUUGUGCUCAGGCUUUGUGCAGACAAACAGUAAGAUAGCCAUUGGAGCAGCUAUUUCACCAACGUCAGCCUUAAACGCUGGCCAAUUUGACAUUGAUCUUCUUGUAUGGAAGGAUCCAAAGCACGGGCAUUGGUGGCUAGAAUUUGGGCCAGGAUUGCUGGUGGGGUACUGGCCGACGUUCUUGUUCAGUCACCUGGCGGAGCAUGCAAACAUGGUGCAGUUUGGAGGAGAGAUUGUGAACACGCAGUCGUCCGGUUUCCACACGUCGACGCAGAUGGGCAGCGGCCAUUUCGCGGAAGAAGGCUUCCGGAGAGCUGCUUACUUCCGCAACCUGCAACUGGUUGACUGGGACAACAGCUUGAUCCCCUUGGCCAACCUCAGGCUCUUGGCUGACCACCCUAACUGCUACAGUAUACAAGGAGGGGUGAACCGGGUGUGGGGGAAUUAUUUCUACUACGGAGGACCAGGAAGGAACGUGAGGUGCCCUUAACAGUGAUGAUUGAUUCUACAUGGAAAUGUAUUUUUUGUUUUUUUUGGAAAAGGAAAAUUUUCUUCCUUUCAUUCUUUUUUUUUUUUUUUUUUUUCUGUUUUGCUCAUAGAAGCGUAUUUUUGGAUGGCUCUGUUUUGUAAAUGCAAAAGGAAUUAAACGGCCGGAGAUCAGUAUAUUUGAUUCUUCUUGAUCGAUCCCUUUAAAGGUGUUUUAAUCUUAAUCCUGUGAUAUUGUGCA
Messenger RNA from Zingiber officinale, 1898 nucleotides. RefSeq lists its product as uncharacterized. Bases 393 to 1661 code for a protein of 422 amino acids. The record is from RefSeq and is a predicted model, not a curated record. Lineage: Eukaryota; Viridiplantae; Streptophyta; Magnoliopsida; Zingiberales; Zingiberaceae. The transcript is spliced from 8 exons.